This is a messenger RNA of Perognathus longimembris pacificus (Pacific pocket mouse), 1232 nucleotides long. RefSeq names its product N-alpha-acetyltransferase 60, NatF catalytic subunit (gene Naa60). Gene Ontology annotation, biological process: N-terminal peptidyl-methionine acetylation. Gene Ontology annotation, cellular component: Golgi membrane. NCBI's taxonomy places the organism in Eukaryota, Metazoa, Chordata, Mammalia, Rodentia, Heteromyidae. Bases 360 to 1088 code for a protein of 242 amino acids. The record is from RefSeq and is a predicted model, not a curated record. Gene Ontology annotation, molecular function: protein-N-terminal amino-acid acetyltransferase activity; histone acetyltransferase activity. The transcript is spliced from 6 exons.
UGGCGGCGUCGGCGUCAGGGGGCGGGGCCUCGCGGGGCCGUGGCCAAUGGGCUUCCGGGCUGUGCCGCCGGCCGGGCGCGGGAGGCGGAAGUGCCGCGGGCCGCCGCCUCCGUCCCGGCUGCGGCCCCUGCCGGUUAUAUAACUCACUGCGAGGCCCAGUGCGGUUCCUCGUCCCGGCUCCCGGCUUCCCGAGGAUGCGCUAAUCCCCGCAACUCCCUCAGCUGCCGCCGGCUCCCAUCCGAGGUGAGCGGCGUGUGGAGCCGGGACGGCGGCGACACCUGGGGACUCCAGCCGGCGCGGCUCCGCUCUGCAGUUCGCGGCCCCCAAUCUGGGCGGCCGCGGCGCCAGUUGAGGUGUGAAUGACAGAGGUGGUGCCAUCCAGUGCCCUCAGCGAGGUCAGCCUGCGCCUCCUCUGCCACGAUGACAUAGAUACUGUGAAGCACCUGUGUGGUGAUUGGUUCCCUAUUGAGUACCCAGACUCAUGGUAUCGUGAUAUCACAUCCAACAAGAAGUUCUUCUCCCUUGCUGCAACCUAUAGAGGCGCCAUUGUGGGAAUGAUAGUAGCUGAAAUUAAGAGCAGGACCAAAAUACAUAAAGAGGAUGGAGAUAUUCUAGCCUCCAGCUUCUCUGUUGACACACAAGUUGCAUAUAUUCUAAGUCUGGGAGUCGUGAAAGAAUUCAGAAAGCAUGGCAUAGGGUCCCUUUUACUUGAAAGUUUAAAGGACCAUAUAUCCACCACAGCCCAGGACCACUGCAAAGCCAUCUACCUGCAUGUCCUCACCACCAACAAUACCGCAAUUAACUUCUAUGAAAACAGAGACUUUAGGCAGCAUCACUACUUGCCAUAUUACUACUCCAUCCGAGGGGUUCUCAAAGAUGGCUUCACCUACGUCCUCUACAUUAAUGGUGGCCAUCCUCCCUGGACCAUCCUGGAUUACAUCCAUCACCUGGGCUCAGCGCUAGCCAACCUGAGCCCCUGCUCCAUCCCACACAGAAUCUACCGUCAGGCCCACAGCCUGCUCUGCAGCUUCCUGCCGUGGUCUGGAAUCUCUACCAAGGGAGGCAUUGAGUAUAGCCGCACCAUGUGACGCUAGCCUGGCAGCCUCUGCACCCUGUGGAAACCACCCUUCCUGUCUGUCUAACCUCUGCUGUCUUCUGCAAGGAGCUGGCAGUCACCUGCCUGCCUGUUGGCCUGCCACAGCUGCAGGUCGGGUGCUAUGCGGGCUCAGGAG